Anoplophora glabripennis (Asian longhorned beetle) is the source of this 2241-nucleotide messenger RNA. RefSeq names its product choline transporter-like protein 1. NCBI's taxonomy places the organism in Eukaryota, Metazoa, Arthropoda, Insecta, Coleoptera, Cerambycidae. The record is from RefSeq and is a predicted model, not a curated record. Bases 196 to 2082 code for a protein of 628 amino acids. Gene Ontology annotation, molecular function: transmembrane transporter activity. The transcript has 14 exons. Gene Ontology annotation, cellular component: membrane. Gene Ontology annotation, biological process: transmembrane transport.
UUGAGGAUCCUCGGAGGUCGUGUGAUGCGGCGUGAUAACUUAGUCGGUUUCGAAUUACGACUGCUGGUCGGGGUACAACUUGAAGCUUGAAAUUUCAAGUAUAAUACAGGGUUGGUAAAGUUGCUAGGAUAUUUUUGUGGACAAUCUAAUGUGGACGAAGCUGCAUUUGGUUAUUAUCCUUCGCUUUGGGCCGUCAUGGGAGCAAUUUUCAGCUCGAACGAUAAAGUAGGACCCGUUGCAAUCGACGAAGUCCAGACUUACGACCGGAGAGCCUCUUUUGAAUCGAAUGACGACCAGUCGAAGUUCAAGAAGAGGGUUACGACAGACGUGUGCUCUCUUCUUUUUUUCACCACGUUUCUCAUAGUUUUGUUAUGCUUCGUGGGUUACUGUAUACUCGAUGGAGACAUUUAUCGUGUGAUAAAUGGUUACGACAAUUGUGGAAAUGUUUGUGGUAGAUCACGUCCUAUCCUGCGUCGCGACGAAAACAGGGAGCGAUGCCAAGAGACCAUCCAGACCUUUGGACCAUACCAUAUCCUGUUGAAAGAUUCUACAACGAAAACCGCGGUCAGGCUGUGUGUUUCGAAUUGCAGCGAAUAUGAAGGAUAUCGGAAAUUUUUCAACCGAUGCAUCCCAUACAAGAGCAAGACUGUCGUCAAUACGUUUUUCUCAAAGACCGGACUGAAAAACUUUUUCACCGAGGUUUCCGAGGAUUUUCAUUUCUGUUGGAGAGAAUUUGUUUAUUUGUGCCUGAUAUCUCUUGUACUUUCGCUCGUAAUCCUAGCUCUCUUUAGGUAUUUGGUAGGGUUUGUGGUGUGGAUAGUACUAAUAGGGGCUGUAGUAGCAUGCGUUAUAGGCACUAUAGUCCUGUGGAUGAUUUGGAAACAGGCAAAGGACUCCACUGAUAGAAUGUCAUCUAAUUCCAUACCAGACGUUGAUUCAAGAAAAACUCAAACGUACCUGGUGUUUGCUAUAGUAGCCACUGUGGUCACAGCAGUCAUAAUCUUGAUCAUAUUUGUGAUGCGGAAACGCAUCAAAUUGGUUGUUCAAUUGUUCGAAGAAGCAGGAAAGGCUUUGGCUGUCAUGCCUGUUCUACUUUUUGAACCAAUUUUGACUUUCCUGUGUUUGGUCGUGGUAGUUUGUCUUUGGUUCUAUUUUUGUCUGUGGAUAGAAAGUUCUGGGAUUCUGUCAGAAAAACGUCCCAUGGUGUACUACUAUGAGAAGGACACCCUGAUGAAGGUGACGAGGUGGUAUAAUUUCUUUGCCAUGUUGUGGAUGGCCCAGUUUGUCAUCGGUUGUCAGCACAUGGUCAUAGCUGGAGCAGUGGCAAAGUGGUACUUUACCAGAACUAAAUCCAAACUGGAUAGUCCUGUCUGUCAUAGUUUCUGCAACUUGACCAGGUACCAUCUGGGUUCUGUAGCUUUGGGUUCCUUUCUCAUAGCGACUGUGCAAUUUUUGAGGGUUAUACUGAAAAUCCUCGAGAAAUAUUUAAAGGGCAAACAAGGAAAAUGCGUUGAAGGUAUUUUGAAAUGCUGCCAGUGCUGCUUGUACUGUUUCGAAAAAAUACUCAAGUACCUUAGUAGGAACGCUUAUGUUGAAGUUGCAAUAUACGGAUACACUUUCUGCGAGGCUGGUCAGCAGGCAUUCAAAUUAUUAUCCUCGAAUCUCCUGAGGGUAGCUGCCAUCAACUCUGUUGGAGAUUUUGUGCUUUUUUUGGGCAAAGUAGUAGUGGUUUUAGUUACUGUUUUGAUAGGGAUAAAAAUAUUACAGAACAAAGAGGGAGUUCAACACAUUUGGGUGCCUCUGACACUGGCAGGGCUAUUUGCUUACUUGAUAUCACACUGCUUCAUGACCGUAUACGAGAUGGCCAUAGACACGAUAUUCCUCUGUUUCUGCGAGGAUUGUGAACAAAAUGACGGCCUUUCUAGACCCUAUUUCAUGUCCAGAGGCCUUAUGGAAUUCGUUGAUAAUUCUAAAAGGGCAUUAGACUUGCGUGAUUCGAGGAGGAAUAGGAGCGACAAUUUCCAGGAAGAAAUCAACACCGUAGCUGGCGACGUAGACAAAAAGCGCAGGCGCAAAGAUUAGUUUCCAGUAUUUCCAAAUUGUGAUGUAAUAUUUUUGUUUUUUUUGGAGUGUAAAUGGCAUAGAUUGAAAGCCCUGCUUUAACAUAUAUUUUUAUAAAAUUUUUUAUUUAACUGCAACUUUUUGCGACACGUGUUUGUUGGUGCUCACGAUUGUGAUAUA